AAAUGAAGAAGUUCCAUGAAAUCAAAUUCUCGACUUCAUUAUUCUCAUAAAAUACCAGAUCAGGACAUUUUGGCCUAUCAGCAGAUGCCCUUUCGUCUCCUUGUUCGCAAUCAUUUAGCCGAGGGCCCGAGGCCGUCUCCUCUCCUCCUUGGAUCUUCCACGCUCCUCGUCAAGAACGCGAAUCGGGGAGGAGAUCUGAGGCUAAAAUUGGAUGCAUCUAAAAAGUGCAAUUUUGAUCAAGUUACGAGAAUGAUAAUUUACUUACAAGGUUCAAUGGGUUCAAGAGGGUGGUUCUUCCUCGUUCUUAUUCUUGUUAUUGGCUGGGCAAAUGCUGAUGCUAGAAGUUUGGCAGAACUUGAUGUCUUGGUUACAGAAGUUGACUUUGAGCUAAUUGAAAACCCAAUCAGAACAUUUAAGGGAGUCAAAAGGAAUGAACAAUUGUGCACGCUGUGUGAAAACUUUGCAUCACAGGCUGCUCAGUAUCUCAGUAAAAACAAAACUCAAACUGAGAUAAUUGAGACCCUUCAUCAAGCGUGUUCUGAGAUGAAACCUUUUGAGGAGCAGUGCCUUCUGCUAAUUGACUAUUAUUCAGCACUUUUCUUUGCUGAGAUCUCCAAGAUACAUCCAGAGGAGUUCUGCACAAAGUUCAAUCUUUGUGAGGCAAUGGCUUCCAUCAGCUUACUAAAAACUGAAAAUUCUUGCACAAUUUGCCAUGAUGUUAUUGCUAAAGUACUAGUUAAGCUGAAAGAUUCUGAUGCACAGUUCGAGGUAAUUAAGAUGCUUCUAAAGGAAUGCAACGAGGUGGAGCAAUACGUUCAACAGUGCAAGAAGCUGGUCCUCCACUAUGGCCCUCUGAUCCUCGUCAAUGGUGAAAAGUUCCUCGAAGAUACAGAUAUUUGCACUGCCAUUCAUGCAUGCAAGACCGAGAAAGCUGAACUCAUCAAUGAUGCUGUAUCAGAAGAACCACCUGUAGUUGCCUCAAUGUAAUGCGAUGAAUGCGGCAGAAACAAUUGGAAGUUGUCGAACUUGUAUUGUGCAACGUAUGUAAACUUUAAGGUUUGCCCGUCUAUAUCCAUCUCUACGUUUGUUGCCCAGUCAGUGAGUGAUCAACUCUCACAGUGAACAAUUUGUGUCCAUCAACUACAAGUUUUUGUACUCUAGUGCCAACACAACAUCAUGUAGUAUAUCAAUCAAAAGGCUGUAUGGAUUGCUUUGCUUC
Zingiber officinale is the source of this 1219-nucleotide messenger RNA. RefSeq names its product prosaposin-like. The transcript has 8 exons. Gene Ontology annotation, biological process: lipid metabolic process. The record is from RefSeq and is a predicted model, not a curated record. NCBI's taxonomy places the organism in Eukaryota, Viridiplantae, Streptophyta, Magnoliopsida, Zingiberales, Zingiberaceae. Bases 16 to 987 code for a protein of 323 amino acids.